Oncorhynchus gorbuscha (pink salmon) is the source of this 4688-nucleotide messenger RNA. RefSeq names its product scavenger receptor class F member 1-like. The transcript has 13 exons. Gene Ontology annotation, molecular function: scavenger receptor activity. The record is from RefSeq and is a predicted model, not a curated record. NCBI's taxonomy places the organism in Eukaryota, Metazoa, Chordata, Actinopteri, Salmoniformes, Salmonidae. Bases 428 to 3298 code for a protein of 956 amino acids.
GGGAGGAAGUGGCUCUAACUUCCCCAGGAAAGAGGGAGAGGAAACGGACGGGUUUGGACUGCUCAGUCAGGCUGGGCAUACAACUACAAGACUAAUGACUGAAGAGAGCUGGCUGGAGAGAAAGACAGAUAGAGGCAGGGAGAGAGAAACAUAAAGAGAAAGACUGCCUUCCAUUGGCCUACAAGACCACAGAGCUGGACUAGGGAAAAUAAAGUUAGAACGAGAGAGUGGCGGGAGACAGACAGAGGCAGGGAGCGAGAGAGAAACAUAAUUGAGAAAGAGAGAGAAGACUUCAUUUUCCAUUGUCCUCUUCUGGACUUGGGAAGAGAAGAGUGACCGAAAGAGAAGAAAAGGAGAAAGGGAUUUUCCUGUGAGUUGGACACGUUCUGAGACCUAUUGUAGGCUUGUACCUGGUUGUGGGGUGGACAUGGGCCAGUUUCUGACGGGUCUAGGACUACUGCUCUGCUGUUCCCUCUCCUCCCCUCAGAGACUGGCUCCCUCAGGGAGAAACGUCUGCCAGGACCCCAGGAAUCCUUCCACUCUUGUCUGUUGCACUGGAUGGAGACAACAGAGAGAGGAGUGUACCCUUCCUGUGUGUGAUGGUGAACAGGCCUGCCAGCAGGAUGAGGUGUGUUUAUACCCGGGCGUCUGUCGCUGUCGCCCUGGCUACUAUGGAGCCCACUGCAAGACACGCUGCCCUCCAGAGUUCUGGGCACCGGACUGCCGUGAGCUGUGCAAGUGCCACCCUCACGGGCGCUGUGACCCGAUCACGGGCAAGUGUACGUGCCUCUCCAACCGCUGGGGGGCACUCUGCCAGAACACCUGCAAAUGUGGCCGUCAUGGACACUGCCACCCCGUACACGGCAACUGCACCUGCGACGAGGGCUGGUGGACACCCACCUGUACCAAGCAGUGCCAGUGCUACCCAGGCACCUCCACCUGCGACCCACUGACCGGCAGGUGUCAGUGUGCCCUGGGUUACUGGGGUCAGAAGUGCAGUCUUCGAUGUAGCUGCUACAUAUCAUCCUGCCAACAGAAGACGGGGGCAUGUGAAUGCCAGAACGGGUGGUGGGGUCCGACGUGUGACCGCCGCUGUAACUGUGACCUGGAGCACAGCGAGUGUAAUGCCGUCAGCGGGGAGUGUGUAUGUCAGCCUGGGUACAAGGGAGCCUUCUGUAACGAACCGUGUGGACCUGGGGAGUAUGGCAGUGGCUGUAAACUGAGCUGUGGCCACUGUGAAGGAGGCCAGUCGUGCUCUGUGGUUGAUGGUGUCUGUACGGCCUGUGAGCCUGGGUGGAAUGGCACACACUGUGACCGUCUGUGCCCGCAUGGUUACCAUGGAAACCACUGCCAGGAGGCAUGCCCACGCUGCAGGAACGGUGAACCAUGUGAACCCAGGACGGGGGCGUGUUCACGAUGUGACCCAGGAUGGACCAAACCCAGGUGUGACGAGCCGUGCUCUAACAGUACAUUCGGGGAUGCCUGCCGCUCCCUGUGCAGCCCCUGUUUCCAUGGCCACUGUGAUCACGUGACAGGAAGUUGUGUCUGUGGGCCUGGGUUCCAGGGACGGAGUUGUAACAUCACCUGUCCAGAUCAGCUGUAUGGCUUUAACUGUUCCUCUCUCUGUGACUGUGGAGAGGGAACCGCCUGUCACCCAGCAACGGGGGCGUGUCCAUACAGUGGUCACAGGGCUCUGAUCACUGGUCUCCUGGUCCCUCUGCUCUUGGUGCUGCUGGGUCUGGUCUGCUGCUGCUGCUGCUGUGGAGGACCUACUGACGGCAAAGACAGGGUAGCAGUGGGUGACGGUGGUACCUCUGUCCGUAUGAAGCAUCAUGUGUAUAACGUCCUGGCCAACGUGAGCUCUGCUGUACCCUGUAUCUCUGUCUGGUCCUCUGGGCUACCCAGAGUCACAGUGUCACACCACGACCCUGAGCUGACGUUCAACCACAGCUUCAUAGAGCCUCCCUCGUCAGGCUGGGUGACGGAGGGAUCCUUCUUCGACAGUGAUGAGGAGACCAGAGAGGUGCUCUACUGUGUCCCCCCCAGAGAAGACAUCCCUGCAGUGGCGGGCGGUGAGUUCCAGGAGUUCCAGCACGAGAUGAGUUCUAAGUGUAACAUGUUCCCCGACCCCUCUGCCUUCAGUAUUAGUGCAGAAGACAUGUCCCUCCCCUUUGGCAUCCCCCGCACCUCCAGCAACGCCAAGUCCAAAUGCCCCUCCGUCUCCUUCGCCGAAGGCACCAGGUUCAGUCCCAAGGAGCGCCGAGGCUCUGCCCAAGAUUUGACACCCGGGGCCCCCCGCACCAAACACAAGUCCCCCUGGGGGGUCCUGAUGCUGUCAGCCCUCCAGGCCCAGGGAGGGAAUGCCUCAGAGGGGGAAGAGAUGGAGGGGGGGGUGGAUGGGUGUGGAGGUGGGACUGGACCAUUGGAAGAUCCAGAAUCCAGUGGUGAAGCAGGGGACCCCGAUGUGGACAGGUGGACAGCUACCCCGACCCGAGCCAUGUCUACCCUGCAGGUGCCUGGAGCAGUGGUAGGACGCACCAUAUCCAACGCUGCUGUUUCCAGAAAGGGAGGGCAAACACCAGGGUCCACAUCCGAUGGCCAGCAGGCAGAGAUGGACAAAGUGACCACAGUGUAUGUGACAGUGGGGAAGGCGGGGGUGGGGAGGCCCCUGUCUAAACUAGAGCUCCCCAGCUUGGAGGGCCCGGUACAGGCCAUGCUACGCAGGCUAGGUAGCCUCCAGAGGCACAAAGACCAGGAGGUGGGAACUAAGCCCAAGGGGAAGAGCCCGGGGGUGGAGGGGAUCACCAAGCCCCCCAGGAGGAAGCUGGGGACUAGGGUCAGUGUGUGGGAGCAGGGGGCUCCCCCACCCUCGGAGGUGGAGGGUGCUGUAGGGGAAGGUGUAUCUAUGAGAAAACCCAGUAGGAGGAAACAGCACGCCCACCAUAGCUCCCCUGCUGUCAUGGGAAACACUGACGCUGGCACUAACACUCAACCCCCACCAGAGGACACCCCUGCCACCGUUACGUCCACGAGGCCCCUGUCCUCCAUUUUGAAAAGCGUGCCAGAGGUCGGUGGGUCAGAGGUUAGGGGUGAAAGGUCAGGGGUAAGGCGAGAGAACGGCGACCCUGGGAUGCAGACUGAUAAUGGAUAUCGAACAAUCGGGCCAGCUGGAUUUGUAAUGGACGCUGUUAGUCUGAGUGAAGUCAUCGCCAAUGAAGGAGUGGUGGCUGGUGUGGACGAUGGACCUAACCUUUAUGAGAACGUGAUGAUUAUGCAUUCCUCAUUUCAGAUGCAAUGACUGUGGUGCUCUGUCUCUUCUCGCAAUUGAGUAUGUAGUUCGACUACUAAUGAAUGAGGAAUUUGGAAACUAGCCUACUGUACUGAGUUAACAGUCGAGUCUGACAUAAACUUUACAAUAUUGAGUAUACAAUUUGAUGUAUAUUAUACAACAAUAGGAUCAUGUUGAAAUCACUUUACCAAAAAGUGAUUGACACUGUAACUGCCAUGUGUGAAACAACUAUGCAAAUGAAAACCAAAAAAUGCUCCUGUGCACUUUGUUCACUUUGACUUGUCUGUCAUCACUGGGAUAACAUUGCUCUGUGGUCCUUGAACCAUUUAAAAGUGUUGGCACUGGCAGCACCAACCCUUCCCAAACCAUCACCUGUCUGUGAUAUGUAUUAUUCACUGGAACACUGAGGCUGUGUCCCAAAUGGCACCCUAUUCCUUUUAUAGUGGCCAUGGUCAAAAGUGCACUAUAAAGGAAACAGGGUGCUAUUUGGGAUGCACACUGAGUGAAACAAAACAAGUGAUGAAACCUGCCAUGCAUCUGAUGUAUUGUGGUGUCUGUCAGCUGCAUUCCCAAUAUUGUAGGGUUGAGAGCAUUUUGGUUGUAUUGGGAUUUACAUAUAAAAGAAGAAAUAAGCCGCCAUUGACAUUAUCUGUAGAGACUAUAUUCAUCUCUAUGGUGACCACUCCCCUUCUUCUUGUACAGGAUUUAAGGAGGGGUUGACAGACAGGGUUAGAAUGGACGAUUGAUGACUUGAUCUUCUUUAAUCUAAUUUCUGAAUGUUUCCAAAAAUCAGCAGUGAAUCAACAAGUCCGGACCGUGUUCGCUGUGGAAUUGAGUUGUAAUGGAAAAGAAUGCAGCACGGUGUCUCAUCGGAACAGAUAUCCCCUGGCUACCUGGCAUAGUCUACUAUCAGGCUAGCAUAGUCUAUGUACUAUCUGUAGGUUUUGCCAAGCCUGUGUCCUCUUGAUCACUGUUAAGCUUGCCUCCCACAUAGCAUGUCCUUCUAUGCAGCCAAAAACAGUUUAAUCAUAUUCCACUGAAAGCGCUAGUCAGGAAAUGGAGACCUGGUGGUCCAGAGUUGUGUUUGUUGAUGUCUUUGUAGCCUGUCGUUCACUAGGUGUUAGUAGUGUUUCUGUAUCACACUGUCAAUCCCACCUUUAAAGACCCCUCUUGUAAACUGGGUCAGAUAUUAGAGAGGAGAGAUAACCCACAUGUAAAAUUAUUACAGUUUACAAUAGAAUUCAGUAGUCUACUGUAGAAUACUAUACUACACACUGUGAAAGCCUCCACUUCUAUGUCAGAGAUAUUAAAACAAAAACACUAUAGUAAAUACAACAAUAAUGUCUGCAAAAACACUACAGUAAUUACUACAGUAUACUACAAUCCGCAAAAAUACUAC